UGAUCAUAUAAACGAUCAAAUAGAUGGGACCAGUCACAUUCUCUCUCACUGGAUAAACUUGUAUGUCUGAAACAGGACAGAGAGAGCCAAGGUUUUUCUUUGAGAGUUCUACAAAACAAUUUUAUUUAGAGGAAGGAGCAAAAUUAAGUGAUAAAAAUUCAGGUCGGCUGCCACGCAUAUUCAUUCAUCUAUGCCACAACAAUCCCUUUCCUCGUUUUCUUGUAUUCUGGUCUGGAUAUGUUAGUCUGGCCGUCCAGCGAAUUAAAGCAUUAAUGCUUGCUCUCUGAAAAUUAAGGUUGUCCAAUCGGUCAAAAUCAGAAGAUCAUGUUGCCACUCUUCUCUUUACAGAAACUCUAAAAUGGAUAAAUACAAUAUCAAGCGCUCUUAUUUGUUUAUCCUUUUGCUAUGCAUACUGUCUCUGGGAGCCUUUGCACAGGAACUACAUGACUUAACAGUUGUCAGUUGAUGAUUGUUUAUGUUGCUAGACUUAGCAUGUAAGGACUAGGAAAGCACAAGUAUUCUUAUGAGUGCAUAUUCUUUCAAAUCGUUUGGUCUGUUGGCUAAAUUUUGUCUCUUUAUGCUAAAGGCGCAGACUAAAGCACCAAGUAUCAUAUUUACAAAGGAACAAGACGAUGUCGUAUAUCAUUCUAAAACAUAUUGUUCCAGGGAAAGAAGCAGGAUAGCUUGGAAAAUUAUUGAUGAGUAUUUGAUGCCAUUUGUGGAAGAAGAGAAUUACAACCUCUCAAAGACCUGUCGGCUUCAUGCAGCAAAUGACAUGUUUAGAGAACAAGAGCUACACAAGGAUCAUUUACGAGUUAAUGAAUGGCAGUGUGGCUUUUGCCAAAAAAUAUUUCUUUCAGAGAAUUAUCUUGAGCAACAUUUUGACAAUCGUCACCAAAAUCUUCUGAACAUUAGCCGGGGUAAUUGCUUGGCAGAUAUGUGUGGUGCAUUACACUGUGAUGUUAUGGACAAAUCCAAGCCACCGAAGACAAAAUGCAAUCUUGCUGCUGUGGACAAGAAUCACCAUCUCUGUGAGAGCCUUGCAAAUAGUUGCUUCCCUCCCACUGAGGGCCCUUCUGCAAGGAGACUUCAUGAUUUUUUCUUGCGGCAGUUUUGUGAUGCUCAUACUUGUAAAAAAGGCAGUCGGCCAUUCACAAGGGGCGCUGGGAAGAAGAUUAGUUUAUGGUACUAUGCAAUUUGCAUCUUGGUAAUGAUGAUGCUUCCGAUAUUCUAUUGUAUAGUAUAUAUGCAUCAAAGGGAAAUGAGCAAGAAUAUUAAAAACUUGAAGCGGAUUUCUAAAACGGAUAAGAAGGGAAAAUCCUAUUGAGAUUUAUGAUCUGGUUUUUAACUAUAAUUUAUUUCCUCAUGUAUCUUAUUUAAUUGUUUUUGUUUGAAACAUUUUUCUUUUUCUUAUACCAAAAACUAGUUUAUUCUCUAGGAAUUCAAAAUUUUUAGAUAUAGGGAAGAGGAUGUAAACAGUGACUUACGGAUAGGUUUUUCAAAAACGACUCUUAUGUGAAGAAUUUCAAAAUUCUAAUUUAUAAUUUGUAUGGUUUUGAAGUUCAA
Messenger RNA from Cryptomeria japonica (Japanese cedar), 1566 nucleotides. RefSeq lists its product as uncharacterized. The record is from RefSeq and is a predicted model, not a curated record. Lineage: Eukaryota; Viridiplantae; Streptophyta; Pinopsida; Cupressales; Cupressaceae. Bases 524 to 1327 code for a protein of 267 amino acids. The transcript is spliced from 10 exons.